GGAAGCAUCAUGUCGCCAUACUGGUACGCUCUUCGGCUCAUCCAGGCCUUUGAGGAUCGAAUCAUCGAUACUAUUCUCCGCCAGCCGGGCUUCCAUAGAGCUGUCGGCCGCAUCCAUCGCGCUAUCAACGAGAAGCAGCAUGGCCGGAAUCCGCACGAGCCGCUCGCACCGGGAGAAGCGACGGCGGAUCCGAAUCCGGGAAAUCGAGCUGAUGGAUUUUUCAAGCACUUCAUCGGCGAGCUGAAGAAUCAGGCUCGUGGAAAGCCAACCGAUAUUUCUACUAAGCCGCGUACGAAGUGAAACGAUCCUAGCCUUGAGCUCGAAGCGAAAUCCCUACUUAUUCCCGCCGCGGCUGCGAUGAUGUUGCGUCACGGACGAAGAAGGCGGCGACUUGCACUCGCAAAGGGCAUAGCUAUGCGCCGAAUAUCUUGCAUACGUACAUUGCCGGCCGAAUACCGAAAAGAAACGCCGCACCUCGACCAUCACCACUCUGAGCAUCAAGCGCAUCGAAUGGGCAUUGUAAGCCCUUUCCUUGAGAUGGAUGUAACUCAUUGGGUUCACACGAUGCUUAAUCAUUGCAUGCGCAUCAUG
Molecule: messenger RNA, 591 nt
Organism: Trichoderma virens Gv29-8
Lineage: Eukaryota; Fungi; Ascomycota; Sordariomycetes; Hypocreales; Hypocreaceae
Exons: 3
Coding region: 10-300 (96 amino acids)
Source: RefSeq, a predicted model, not a curated record